GCUCUUAUCUUACACAGCUUGUGCAGUUUUUUUCGUGUUUGUGUUGUGCAGAGAGAGAAAUCUUGCUUGGGGAAGUGUUUUUUUGUGUUUGUGUUGUUUAACAAUGGCUCGAAAGGAAUUCUCAGGAAGCUCUAUUUGCCUCCUCCUCCUCACUUUUUAUAUCUCCUUCUCCUUAGGAGAUGACAAUGAACCCGGACUAGCUGACUCAUGUAUGUGUGGUAACGAUGACAUAUACAUUGUACAGGGUCAAGAGUAUAAUCCAGGGAUUCCGACAUUCACUGUGACAAUAAUCAACACAUGCUUAUCUACAUGCAAGCCACGAAACAUUCAUAUGUAUUGUGGGUGGUUUGCAUCGUGGGAUUGGGUGGAUCCUAAGGAUUUCAGACGCAUUUCUUAUGAUGACUGCCUUGUCAAUUAUGGAAGACCUAUGGCGCCAUUCGAUUCCAUUUAUUUUACAUACUCCAAUACAUAUAUGUACCCUUUGAGUGUUAAAUCUGUUGAGUUUGUUUAGUCUUAUUGCCUCCAUGUUUAAUGCUUCCUGUGGUUGGCAAUGGAGAUUUUGCUUUGUCUUACUCGUUCAGAAAUAAGAUAUAAAUAAAGUUCUCUUCAAGUUU
Cryptomeria japonica (Japanese cedar) is the source of this 614-nucleotide messenger RNA. Its product is annotated as TPD1 protein homolog 1. The coding region runs from base 104 to 511 and encodes 135 amino acids. The record is from RefSeq and is a predicted model, not a curated record. Lineage: Eukaryota; Viridiplantae; Streptophyta; Pinopsida; Cupressales; Cupressaceae. The transcript is spliced from 3 exons. Gene Ontology annotation, biological process: cell fate determination.